Selaginella moellendorffii is the source of this 1180-nucleotide messenger RNA. RefSeq names its product GDSL esterase/lipase At1g71250. Lineage: Eukaryota; Viridiplantae; Streptophyta; Lycopodiopsida; Selaginellales; Selaginellaceae. Bases 48 to 1136 code for a protein of 362 amino acids. The record is from RefSeq and is a predicted model, not a curated record. Gene Ontology annotation, molecular function: hydrolase activity, acting on ester bonds. The transcript is spliced from 5 exons.
UUCCAUGGGCUUCUUGAGAGCGAUCAGCAGUCGCGAGGCGAUUCAACAUGGCGCUGGUAUUAGCGCUGCUGUUCGUCGUCGCGACGAUCAUGCUCUGCUGCUGCGCCGCGCAGCAAUCGCAGCCCCUCGUCCCUGCGGCAUUCAUCUUUGGGGAUUCGCUGGUGGACGUGGGCAACAACAAUCACCUGGCCGCGGUGGCCAGGGGCGACACGGCGCCGAAUGGGAUUGAUUUCCCGCUGGGAGCGACUGGGAGAUUCUCCAACGGGAGGACAGUGGUGGACGUCGUCGGGGAGCUCAUUGGAUUGCCUCUGGUGCCACCAUAUCUGGAUCCAUCCGCGAAAGGGAGCAAGAUCCUCCAGGGCGUGAGCUAUGCGUCGGGAGCAGCGGGGAUUGAGGAUGAAACCGGGGGAAACUAUGCUGAAAGGAUCACGUUCUGGAAGCAAAUCCAGUGGUUCGGCAACAGCAUCGGAGAGAUCAGCUCCAUGCUGGGUCCGUCCGCCGCAUCCAGCCUCAUCUCCCGCUCGCUCGUCGCGAUCAUCAUGGGCAGCAACGAUUACAUCAACAAUUACUUCCUCCCCUACACCCGGAGCCACAAUCUUCCUACAUCCACGUUUCGAGACACGCUCCUCUCGAUCUUCUCCAAGCAGCUCCAGGAGAUCUAUCGACUUGGCGCUCGCAAGAUCGUGGUGGCCAACGUUGGUCCCCUGGGUUGCAUCCCAUCGUCGCUCUUCCUCUACAACUCCACCACCGGGGGAUGCAUCGAGCCCGUGGAAGCCAUCGUGAGGGAUUUCAACGACGCGCUCAAGCCCAUGCUGGUGGAGCUCAACUCCCAACUCCCCGGAGCCACCAUCGUCUAUGGAAACGUGUACAACAUCUUUCGAGACGUCAUCGACCACCCAUCCAAGUUUGGCUUUGACUAUGGGAACCGAGGAUGCUGUGGAGCCGGGCCAUUCAACGGUCAAGUCCCAUGCCUGCCAGGUGGGCUGGUCAAGUACUGCCCCGACCGUACGAAAUACGUGUUCUGGGAUCCGUACCACCCCACAGAUGCUGCAAAUGUUGUGCUGGGCAAGCGGCUGUUUGAUGGGGGCCUGGACGAUGCCUCCCCAAUCAAUGUGCGCCAGCUGUGUCUUUUGUGAAAUAAUUGAUUCUUUUAAUAAAGGUGGAAAUCAGGCUGUAAGCA